This is a messenger RNA of Dacryopinax primogenitus, 958 nucleotides long. RefSeq lists its product as uncharacterized. The record is from RefSeq and is a predicted model, not a curated record. The coding region runs from base 25 to 930 and encodes 301 amino acids. NCBI's taxonomy places the organism in Eukaryota, Fungi, Basidiomycota, Dacrymycetes, Dacrymycetales, Dacrymycetaceae. The transcript has 6 exons.
CGACCAUCCCCAACUCUGGUAAGUAUGUCCAUCACUUCUAUCUCGGCUCAGAAUGGGAGUAAGGCAGAGAGGGGCGACUCUACUGGGCUUCACUUCUAUCAAGCAUUCCCCUUGAACAAGGAUAUUCUCAAUCUCACCGACACCGAGCUUGCUUUCUUCAAGCAUACCACUGGGAUCCAGAAUGAGACUGAAUUGAAGGAACAUAUUUGUCAUGUGCAGGAGGAGGCAUACAAGGUUUUCCCGUAUCCAUGCAUCCGGAACUUCAAUUUCACCAAGCUCAAAAUUUCUCGGUUGCCCCCUUAUCCCCAGAUGAUGGAAUUGGUUAGAAACCGACCUGAUGCCAUCUACCUUGAUAUUGGCUGCUGUUUCGGCAAUGAUGCGAGAAAGGCUGUAGUCGAUGGUUACCCUAUGCAGAACAUCAUUUGUUCUGACCUCCGACCCCAAUACUGGGAUCUAGGCUUCGAGUUGUUCCGCGAUAAGGAUACCUUUCAUGUUCCUUUCAUCGCUGGCGAUGCAUUCGAUCCUGAUUUCCUCUCACCGACCCUCGUGGAGAAGAGCGGUCCCGACCCUGCUCUGAAAGAGGUCAAGACACUCACGGAAUUACAAGGAAACAUCUCUGUCAUUCACGCCUCGUCUUUCUUCCAUCUGUUUGAUGAAGAGCACCAAGAGAGGCUUGCCUAUCUUACCGCCAGUCUUCUCCUGAAGAAGCCAGGAACGAUGAUAUUUGGAUCCCAUGGUGGCUUGACUGUGCCAGGAAUACGUAAUGAACGUGGCGCUUACGGUCAUAGUCCAGAGUCGUGGACCCAGCUAUGGGAGACCGUCUUGGGUAAGGGAAACUGCGAAGUGAAGGCAGAACUUCGUGCCUGGAAGACGGAUACCGAGCCGGACCGCGCUCACGAGGUUUUGACGUGGUGUGUCACACUCAGUUAGCACGUUCGAGUACGUCGCCCUUCCCUUG